Molecule: messenger RNA, 888 nt
Organism: Cynara cardunculus var. scolymus (artichoke)
Lineage: Eukaryota; Viridiplantae; Streptophyta; Magnoliopsida; Asterales; Asteraceae
Product: probable aquaporin NIP7-1
Exons: 5
Coding region: 1-888 (295 amino acids)
Biological process (GO): transmembrane transport
Cellular component (GO): membrane
Molecular function (GO): channel activity
Source: RefSeq, a predicted model, not a curated record
AUGACAGGCUUGUUUAAAGAUGAGCAACCUUGUGAAGCAUCUAAAGAAGUAUCCACUACCAAUCGGUCGAAAUUUGAUCAAGAAACAGGCUCUUCAAAUACACUCGAAAGAGGCCCAGGCGAAGACAUUAUUGUUAAGAGUCCGUCUUUCUUAUACUUUCCACUCCAAAUGGACAGAACCCUUGUUAGACAGGUUGUAGCAGAAGCCUUGGGGAGUUUUAUUGUAAUGUUCAGCAUUGGUGGGAUAAUUGCAAGCACUGAAUUGAUGAGAGGCCAAGUAGGGUUACUGGAAUAUGCAGUCACAGCGGCAUUAGCAGUGAUCAUGGUGGUUUUCUCCAUUGGCCAUAUUUCUGGUGCUCAUGUUAACCCUGCCGUCACCAUAGCAUUCGCUACUGUCGGUCCAUUUCCAUGGAAAAAGGUUCCGUUGUAUAUAGUGGCCCAUGUUGCAGGUUCUGCCAUUGCGACGUAUGCAGCAACGUUGGUGUACGGCAUGAAACCCGAGGUGAUGACCACGAGACCACUUGCGGGAUACUCGGCCGCAUUCUGGGCGGAGUUCAUGUCAACCUUCUUCGUAUUGUUUCUUACCGCUUCGUUGGUUCAUGCACCUCCAUCUGUAACCCAAUUUUCUGGAUUCAUUGUAGCAGUUGGCAUUGGGCUUGGAGUCCUAAUCACAGCGCCCAUUUCAAGUGGAUCGAUGAACCCAGCAAGGUCACUGGGUCCAGCCAUCGUGUCGUUUAACUUCGACGGUUUGUGGAUAUAUCUAACGGCUCCAAUACUUGGGUCCGUUUCUGGGGCUUUCACGCUUCGCAUGUUGAAGCCGUGUGCAUCCUCAACCCCCUCUUCCUCCUCAUCAUCUUCUCGACGCUCUCAAUUUCUUCAGCUUGAUUAG